This is a messenger RNA of Eimeria mitis, 1836 nucleotides long. RefSeq lists its product as uncharacterized. NCBI's taxonomy places the organism in Eukaryota, Apicomplexa, Conoidasida, Eucoccidiorida, Eimeriidae. The record is from RefSeq and is a predicted model, not a curated record. The transcript is spliced from 9 exons. The coding region runs from base 1 to 1836 and encodes 611 amino acids.
AUGGCGAGCCCAGCGAAACCUCGCCGCCGCAACAACCCCAGCGGGGCGGCAGCCAAACCCGCCGCGAAGAAGGGGAAAACAACGCGCAGAGCUGCAGAACCAAAAAAGACAAAAGCAGCAGCAAGUCAUGCAGAAACUGUAAAGAAAACAAAGAACCACACCCCAGCCAAAGCAGCGACGCCGCCUAAGAGUUCAGAGGCCCCUCAAGAGCACGACAUUGCGGCUUUGAUCGAUAAACAACGACGCCUUCAGGACGAAAUCAGUUCUCGUCAGCGUGAGAUACUGUCGCUCAAGGAGCUGGUGACUGCAUUGUCUGGGGGCGCGGUGCCGUUGCCUGUGCCGGUGGAGGUCUUCUAUAAACUGGGGCAGCAGUUCAUAGAGGCGAACCCCCGCGUCUUCUCUCUGACUUUCCCGCCGUUGGAGCAGCUGCAGCAACCGACAGCAGACGCUGCAGCAGGAACUGCUGCAGCAGGAACACCCACACAGGCAGCCAGCGGAGAGCCAGGGGAGGAGGAGAAUGAAGAAAUACAACAUGCGAGAGAUACGCCGAACAAACAGGGAAGCGAACAGAGACAAAAAACAGAGGGAGAGCAAGUCGUAAUCUCGAGACAUGGAUCCGGCGGCCAAGCAUAUGCAGAGGCUGCUGCAAAGAGAGAGAUGCCAGAGCUAGAGAACGAGCAGGAAAAGUACAUGCAUCAGCAGCAGCAGCAGCUACAGCAGCCGCAGCAACAGCAGCAGCCGCAGCCGCUACUACAACCGCAGCAGCCGCAGCAGCUACUGCAGCCACAGCAUAUGCAUAUGCAUCCGCAGCAGCUCAAGCAGCUGCAGCAGCAGGCGCAAAUAGGAGAACCUGAACUUCAGCAGGAGUUGUCUCUGCGGGUUAAACUUGCAGCUGCCCUUUCUGAGCAGAAUGAAGUACUGCAUGCACAGGCGAGGUUACUGGCUGACGCGGUGGCAAGCAGAGAUAAGAGGAUGGAAAUUGUAGAGGAAGAGUUGAAUGUAUUGGAGAGAAAAAUAAGCAGCAUCGCGCAGAAAGCAGAACAAAUCGUCACUGCAGCAGCAGCAAACAGACGAAAGCUUGGCGAGCAUCUUCUUCUUAGAAAUUCAACUGCGGCUGCUGGUAUGGGUUCAGGGGCUUCUGAUCAAGCAGCAGACCUGCACACGCGGCUGCCUUUCACAGAAACCCCAGCGGGGAAAGAAACCGAGGAAGAUAUAAAACGAGAAGAUUCGUUGACUCCAAUGAACGCCUCAAAUGAUAGUAGAAAGGCAUCUCGGGGUUCCUCUGUUCCGUGUGAUACGCCGACACUUGCCGAAGAAGCCGCCAGCGUUAGUGCAGACUACCAAGGCUACUUGUCUCGCGAGGACUGCAGCCCUAUUGAAAAAAAGACGGCUGAGGCAUUGCAUGCAGAUCCUCGUAUUUCUUUGGAGCCUGUAUUCUCUCCGGAAGGAAGUGCGAACGACCACCUGCGUGCAUCAGAGAAGACCCCAGCUAUGGGUUCUUCGGGGGAGCAGUGCACCGUUUCUCCUGGUUGUUCAUUGGCCCCGCGUUAUUAUCCUGAGGUCACUCCCAUAGAUAUAUCUGCAAGCUUAGGCUGCUUGAGCCCCGCGGAAAUGCAGGUUCUGUCGAGAGAAGAAGCAAAGCUUAACAGGAGCGCUGCGGCAGUGAACGGCUGCAGCAACAGCACAUCAGCUGGCUGCGUUUCAGCUGCUUCGGGAUACCCAAAGUACAACCAGUUGCUUGUUCCUUCUUCGGGUGUAUGUGCAGCGUCCGUAAAACCCGAAUUCAAGAACGCACAGCAGCGAGGCCAAACGGUGCAGUGGCAGGCCCGCUCAUGA